Xiphias gladius (swordfish) is the source of this 2641-nucleotide messenger RNA. Its product is annotated as nucleolysin TIA-1-like. Bases 244 to 1407 code for a protein of 387 amino acids. The record is from RefSeq and is a predicted model, not a curated record. Gene Ontology annotation, molecular function: mRNA binding. NCBI's taxonomy places the organism in Eukaryota, Metazoa, Chordata, Actinopteri, Istiophoriformes, Xiphiidae. The transcript has 12 exons.
UUGAUUUUGGCUUCAUUUCAGCGCGCAGGUUGACGCUGCUGACGCCGCUCCUCCGCCAUCUUCAACUUCCUAUUGUUUGCAUCAGACUGAGGCUGUCUGCGGUGUGUGAGAGAGCAGAAUCGGCCACCGAUCUGUCAUUAAAUAGUUGAUACAGCCUUUACGUUCGCGGUCGCUCAAGUUCAGCACAACCAAUUUGUAUGUCAUUGGAUUAAAAACCUCUCAGGACGCGACCACUAAACCUUGAUGAUGGAGGACGAUCAACCCAGAACCUUGUAUGUGGGGAAUCUGUCCAGAGAUGUCACCGAGCCCCUUAUCCUGCAGGUCUUCACACAGAUAGGACCCUGCAAGAGCUGUAAAAUGAUAGUUGAUACAGCUGGAAAUGAUCCGUACUGCUUUGUGGAGUUCUAUGACCACAGGCAUGCUGCUGCCUCAUUGGCAGCCAUGAAUGGAAGGAAAAUAAUGGGUAAGGAGGUCAAAGUGAACUGGGCCACAACACCAACCAGCCAGAAAAAAGACACAAGUAAUCACUUUCAUGUCUUUGUUGGAGACCUCAGCCCAGAAAUAACUACAGAAGACGUCAAAGCUGCCUUUGGUCCAUUUGGCAGGAUAUCAGAUGCUCGUGUUGUGAAAGAUAUGGCUACAGGGAAAUCUAAAGGCUAUGGCUUUGUGUCUUUCUUCAACAAAUGGGAUGCAGAAAACGCCAUUCAGCAGAUGGGGGGCCAGUGGUUAGGAGGCAGACAGAUUCGAACUAACUGGGCCACAAGAAAGCCCCCCGCCCCAAAGACCACCUAUGAAAAUAACUCCAAGCACCUAUCCUUUGAUGAAGUAGUGAAUCAGUCCAGCCCCAGUAACUGCACUGUGUAUUGUGGUGGAGUCAGCACAGGGCUGACAGAACAACUGAUGAGACAGACCUUCUCUCCCUUUGGACAAAUCAUGGAAAUCAGAGUUUUCCCAGACAAAGGCUAUUCAUUUGUGAGGUUUAACUCCCAUGAGUCAGCAGCCCAUGCCAUUGUGUCAGUGAAUGGCACUUCAAUAGAGGGCCACAUAGUCAAAUGCUACUGGGGUAAAGAGACCCCAGACAUGAUGAACCCAAUGCAGCAGAUGCCUAUGCCUCAGCAGAACAAGAUGGGCUUCGCUGCAGCUCAGCCCUACGGCCAGUGGGGCCAGUGGUACGGCAACGGGCCCCAGAUUAGCCAGUACGUCCCAAAUGGGUGGCAGGUCCCCACCUACGGCGUCUACGGCCAGGCUUGGAACCAGCAGGGCUUCAAUCACUUACCAGCCAGUGCUGGGUGGACUGGCAUGAGCGCCAUCAGUAACGGUGGGGUUAUGGAGCCUACACAGGGAUUGAAUGGGAGUAUGCUAGCCAACCAGCCUGGUAUGGGAGCCGCAGGAUACCCCACACACUGAUAAGUGGGCAGGGUGGGAGAUUUUUCAACCAUCAGCCUCUUAUUGGCUGUAAGGUGCCCCGCGGGGCUGUGUAACACCGCCUCCAUUUGUGGCAGGACUAAGACUUUUACUGGGAUCUGGAACCUAACGGGAAGGUUGACGUCGAUAGGAGAUGUAAAUGGGAUUUCAUGGGGGGGUGGGGUGGGGGGUGUAACGGGAGCCAGGAAGGAGCGAUUUGACCCACACAGGUAUUUACACCCUUUGUGGAAGGCAAGACUGGCCAUGAACCAGGGCUCUUACCAUUUUUAAGUUAACUGUAAAUGAGUAUAAAACUGUAAAGGAGAAACUUUUGGAUUUUUUUUCGGGAUUUACAAAUUGCUUCCAUCUUCACAUCUUUCCUCUCAGACAGCCAUUGAGAGGCUUCAUUUUUUUUUAAAGAAACUGUUAAAAGUCUGAGUCGUGCUAAGUUAUGAACCUUAGUUAUUAUUUGAGGAAUGGAAAUCUGUUUAAUUUGUUCUCAUUUUCUCUUGGAUUAAAAUCAAUUGCAGGGAUUGUUGCCACUGCUGUUUCUCUGUAAGGGCAGAUAAAUAUUGCACAGUUUUUUCCUCUCUUGUACAUGGACAAAUUUGACUACCAAGAGUGUUUCCUUUUUGCAUUCCAUUUCUCCUUCAUAUCUUUCAGACAGCCUCAAAUCUUUUCGCCACCUGUAAAUAACCAUUCAUUCAUUUGAAACAAUGUAAGUAAAAUGCUACUGUUAACUGUGGGUGCUUGCUUUAUUUUGUUUUGAUAACUCGACAGUUAACUCCAACAUUGUACGUAGCAGAGUGGCACUAUCAAAUGUGACACUGGCACAGUGCAACACACAUGAUUCUUCCAUGCAGGGAUAAGACAGCAUUGCCAUGCAGUGCAUACUUAAAAUUUAACACAAAUCAAAUGUUAAAGGGUGAACAUGUUUGACACUUCUGAUGUUUUUUAAAUAUCUAUUGAAACGCCAGUAUUUUAUAUCAAAAAUCUGAGUGGAUUCAACCUUUACACUUGCUCUUUUUGGCAGAGAAAUGGGGAGGCCUACAUUGUAACUGUUGCCUUAUAGAGCUGGUUUCUUUUAGCUUACAAGAUCCUCUUUUUAAUUAGGCAGUGCCUACAGACAUUUUCAGACCCUUUUGUUUAGAAAGGUGUUAGCCCUGAGAACUUAUGACUCUGCUACUGUAAUCAAUGUUUUCUUGCUUUGUCCAAUUAAAAUGCUAAUGCCCAUAAA